CAAAAUGGACUUCUCUAAUGCUCGUAAUGGUGUAAAUGACUUUCGGGUAUAUUUGUGUAUGUUUGAUAAAGCUGGAUAAGAGCUUUAUGGCUAUCAUUCCUCCAUCCCAAAAGGAUUUUUUAUUCUUCGUACCUAAAAAUGUUUUGUCCUAUUUCCCGAAAUGAAAGGACCUCCAAGAUUACCCAUAUGGGGUAGCUAUUGGAUACUAUUAGCACUAAAUUAUAAAUUUCCACAUUUGGCAUUAAGAGAAUUGGGCAAACGUUAUAAAACAAAUGUAUUAGGAUUCUAUUUAGGACAAACACCCGCUGUUAUAACGUUAAAUUACGAAACAACGCAUGAAAUGUUAACGCGGUCAGAAUUUACAAAUCGUCAAGUAAAUUUUGUAAUAAAAAAGCGUGCAUUUGGUCAAGAGAAUUUAGGUAUAUUUUUCUCAUAUGGUGAUUUUUGGAAAGAACAACGGCGUUAUUCAUUACGAACAAUGCGUGAUUUUGGAUUGGGUCGAAGGUCACCAAAUUUGGAAAAUGUUGUAGCUGAUGAAGUUAAAAAAUUAAUGACGAUGAUAUGUAACGGGCCCAGCAAUGAAAUUGAAAAGACUGUCUGCAAAGAAAAAUUUCAUAUUUUACUGCCACAUGGAUUAUUUUCCGGAUUUUUUAAUGCUUUUUGGUAUGUUUUAACCGGAGACACGUAUUCAGAUCCAUAUAAAAGCCAUAAAGUAUUUCAAAAUGCAUUGAAAUUUCAAAGAUCCGGAGAACCUUUAGGUGGAGCUUUAGUGUAUACUCCGUGGUUGAGAUAUAUAUGGCCAAAUAAAUCUGGCCAUGUUCCAACAUUUGAAAGUCAUUUUGAGUUAGUUGAUUUUUUCAAGGACUAUAUUAAAGAAAUUAAGGACAAUUUGAGUGAGGAUCACAGUACUGGUUAUAUACAUGAGUAUUUAUUAGAAUUGAAAAAACAAAAUCCCGAAACAUAUUCAACAUUUUCAGAAGAUCAACUUCUAUUAACAUUAGUCGAUCACUUAAUUCCAUCAAUUGUUGCAAAUACUACAGUUCUAGCGUUUACAUUUCUACGAAUUUUACAUAAUCCUCACGUACAAACAAAAAUUCAACAGGAAAUUGAUACUGUAGUAGGAUCAGGACGUUAUCCAACAUUGGACGACCGAUCAAAAAUGAUUUAUACUGAAGCUACAAUCAAAGAAGGUUUACGAAUGGAUGCUUUAAAUCCUUUAGGAAUCCCUAGAGAAUGUAAUCAGGAUACGUUUUUCCAAGGAUACUUCAUCCCAAAAGGGACAUUUAUGGUACCAGGAAAUCACAGUUCAAAUAUGGAUACUAAAUUAUGGGGUGAUCCAGAAAAUUUUCGACCCGAACGUUUUAUCGAUGCAAAUGGACAUUUAGUGAAAAAAGAUUAUGCAUUAUUAUUUGGAGCUGGUAAACGGGUUUGUGUAGGCGAAACAUUUUCACGGCAAAAUAUGUUCUUAUUUUUGUCAAUGUUAAUGCAAAAUUUUCAAUUUACGGUACCGGAUGGUGAAUCAUUGCCGGAAACAACUUAUCAGAAUUAUAUUAAUGGUAUUAAUGUUGCACCGAAGGAGUUCUGGAUUUAUGCUAAGCCACGUUUUUAAAAAAAAAAAUUCUUAUGUGAUAUAAUUUUAAAAAUAAUAUUUGUUUUGCGAAAUAUACUUAAGGUAGUAUGGCAGUACCGAAGUCGUACAACUCUUGUC
Molecule: messenger RNA, 1708 nt
Organism: Chrysoperla carnea
Lineage: Eukaryota; Metazoa; Arthropoda; Insecta; Neuroptera; Chrysopidae
Product: probable cytochrome P450 304a1
Exons: 6
Coding region: 161-1609 (482 amino acids)
Molecular function (GO): monooxygenase activity; heme binding; iron ion binding
Source: RefSeq, a predicted model, not a curated record